This is a messenger RNA of Microsporum canis CBS 113480, 651 nucleotides long. RefSeq lists its product as hypothetical. The transcript is spliced from 3 exons. The record is from RefSeq and is a predicted model, not a curated record. The coding region runs from base 1 to 651 and encodes 216 amino acids. NCBI's taxonomy places the organism in Eukaryota, Fungi, Ascomycota, Eurotiomycetes, Onygenales, Arthrodermataceae.
AUGCCUGCGACUACGUCCGAAGCAGAUGUGAUAUUUAACAGGGCAAAUGUUGCUCUUGCAAGAAGCCAGAGACUGAUUGCGUCCUGGCUGCCUCCCAAAACCGCCGAUGAAACAGCGAAUGCAAAGUCUGAGGAGGAGCUUGAGAGAGAGGAAGAUGAGAUAUUCACAGCGGUUCCAGAGAAACUAGGCUUGGGAGCACCUAUCCCCCAGAAAGAGGCCGACGGAAGCAUAAAGCGAACGGAACUCAGCUCUAAUGAUAAGCUCAGGAAACAACUAUUAGGCAAGAACUUUCAAAAAGCCGAAGCAGCAAAGUCGAAGAAUGCUAGGUCUCGAAUAAAACCGGCCGACCCUAUUCCUGGUCCAGGGAACGAGAUAGUUGAAGACAGUGAUGAGGAAGAUGGCAGGUCGUCAUUGGGUAAAGGCAAAAGAGAGAAACAUUCUGAGGGCCAGUCGACGGCUUCUAAGGCGGUUUCCGGCACAAAAAAGAGAACCGCGCUCACAUUCUCUUCUGGCCUCAUGUGGGAACUAUAUAGCCAUUCCACGAAUGCUUUGAACGUCUCGGAGUCCAGCUCUGGAAGCCGGACUGGCCCUGCGGGACUCUUUGCUAGUAAGAGACUCGACAACCCAGUAGCCUCAAGGAGAAAAGGAUGA